Rhincodon typus (whale shark) is the source of this 1050-nucleotide messenger RNA. RefSeq names its product centrosomal protein of 290 kDa-like. The record is from RefSeq and is a predicted model, not a curated record. The annotation marks the transcript as partial. Lineage: Eukaryota; Metazoa; Chordata; Chondrichthyes; Orectolobiformes; Rhincodontidae. Gene Ontology annotation, biological process: camera-type eye development; kidney development. The transcript is spliced from 9 exons.
GGAGCAGUCGAGCCAGGGUCAUUGAAUAUAUUUAUGGCAGAAGUAGAUCAAUUUUUGACGACCGGGGAGUCAGAGGGUGUUGGAGCUAGGCAGCAAGGUUUUCCAACACUUAAUCUGCAGACCAAAAUUGGGUUGCUCCAGCAAAAGACACAGGCAGCAGAGCAGAAAGCAUUUGAAGCAAAGCGUAUGGCUGACCUUGCAGAGAGAGAUGCCAGGGAAAAAGACAAGGAACUGGCGGAAACACUGAUACAUCUUAGGGCAUAUGAAUCGGGUAUUUAUGGAUUGGAAAAUGCUGUUGCAGAGAUUAAGGAAUGCAAGCACCAUAUCAAGAUCCGAGAUCAUCAAAUAGAAGCAAUGACAAAGGAGAUAAACAAGCUUGAAAUGAAGAUAAAUGAUCUUUUGGAUGAAAAUGAAAAUUUCCGGCAACGCUUAGGCCUCGACACAAAUGAAAUAAUUGACCUAGGUGAAUUUAGGAAAACCAAGUACUUGAAACAGCAGCAGUUUCAAGCUGAGAACCAGGUCCUGCUAAAAGAGAUUGAACGCUUGGAGGAAGAAAGACUGGUGUUAAAGAGGCAAAUUCGUAGGAUGGCUCAAGAUAAAGGCAUGCGAGCAGGUGUGGGAGGAAUUUCAGCAGAGGACCUGGGGUUGGUGGAUUCAUUUAAUGAGAGGAUAAAUACUAACAAAGAGACAGAGCUGUCAAGUUCAGUCAACUUUGAGUUAAACCAUAAGAACCGUCAGAUACGAGGGGAGCUACUGAACAAAGAAGGAGCAUACCAGAAUGCAGAAUUCGAACUUGCCAAGCUCAACAGGCAAAUAAUGCAGAAUGAAUAUAUUUCGAGAGAACUGGAAGUAAAGGAAAAAGAAUUGGAAGAAAUGAGGACUGAAGUUGCUCAACUAAAUGCCAAAUUAAAACAACUGGUAGAAGAGAAUAAACAAUUUGAAAGUGGUAUGAAAGACAUUUUACAAGCCAUAAAAAGUACGCAAGUGGAAACCAUUUCAAAAGGAGGGGAAGAAAUCCUUAAGAUAGAAAGUCUGGAGAAACUAGUUACU